UGAUCCCAGAGACCGGAGGCUCCAGGUUGCAGCAAUAUCCGACUCCGUUAUCGCGGUGUUUUGUAAACUAAAGUGUUUUUUUGUUUGGUUGUUUGUUUGUUUUUUGACCAAACAAAGAUGAACGUGAACAGGCUCCUCGUCCUGUCCAGAACCUUUCCGUACGUAAAACGCAGUSUCGUUUGCAUCGCGAGGCAGGUCCAGAAGCGAAGGAGCAUUUCUACUCAUUCAAGAAAGCUCGCCUAUGCCAAGGACUURUUCCUCGGUCAGGUGAAUAAGUCUGAGGUCUUCCCUUAUCCUGAGAUAAGYAAUGAAGAGCUGGAGGAGAUCAGGCAGUUUGUAACACCGGUAGAGAAAUUCUUCAAUGAGGAAGUUGAUUCUGUGAAGAUCGAUCAAGAAGCCAAAAUCCCAGCAGAGACUCUGAAAGGCCUGAAAGAGUUGGGCCUGUUUGGAAUCAUGAUUCCUGUGGAAUAUGGAGGUCUUGGACUGUCCCACACCAUGUACGCACGCCUGAACGAGAUCAUCGCAUUGGACGGAUCUAUAGCUGUGACUCUGGCUGCACAUCAAGCCAUAGGGCUGAAGGGCAUUCUAAUCGCUGGGAGUGAAGCUCAGAAGGAGAAAUACCUGCCCAAGUUGGCAUCAGGAGAACACAUUGCAGCUUUCUGUCUGACAGAGGCAGGGAGUGGAAGUGAUGCAGCUUCCAUUCAGACCCGAGCAACUCUUUCUGAAGAUGGAAAACAUUACUUGAUCAAUGGCUCAAAAAUAUGGAUCUCAAAUGGAGGCAUGGCAGACAUUAUGACUGUGUUUGCCAGGACAGAAAUGGAAGUCGACGGCAUAAAGAAGGAUAAGAUUUCAGCUUUUAUUGUGGAGAAGGCUUUUGGGGGAGUCACCAGUGGCAAACCUGAGGACAAGCUGGGCAUCAGGGGUUCCUAUACUUGUGAAGUGUCCUUCGACAACGUGCCUGUGCCAGUGGAAAAUGUUAUCGGAGAAGUUGGAGGUGGAUUUAAGGUUGCUGUGAACAUCUUGAACUCUGGGAGGUUUAGCAUGGGCAGUUCCUGCGCCGGAAUGAUCAAAAAGCUGAUUGAGCUUACCUCAGAGUACGCUGCAACCAGGAAACAGUUCAACAAAAGACUGAGUGAAUUUGGUUUGAUUCAAGAGAAGUUUGCAUUGAUGGCAUUGAAUGCCUAUGUGAUGGAGAGCAUGGCAUACCUGACAGCAGGGAUGAUGGACAGACCAGGAGUUCCUGAUUGUUCUCUGGAGGCUGCGAUUGUCAAGGUCUUCAGCUCAGAGGGAGCCUGGAUUUGUUGUAGCGAGGCUCUGCAGAUCCUAGGAGGGCUGGGCUAUACCAAGAACUAUCCCUUUGAGCGCUAUGUCAGAGAUUGUCGCAUCCUGCCCAUCUUUGAGGGAACAAACGAGAUCCUGAGGAUGUACGUUGCUCUCACAGGGAUGCAGUAUGCUGGCAAAGUUCUCACCAGCAAAGUCAAGGAGAUGAAGAGCGGAAACAUGUCUCUGAUUUUGAGCACAGCUGGAAAGAAGCUGAGGACCACACUGGGAGGGUCCGUGGACCUCGGCCUGACUGGGCAGGAGGACUGGGUGGUGCAUUGCAGCCUGGAAGAAAGUGCAAAGAAGUUUGAGCAGAACGUCAACGCUUUCGGGUCCACUGUGGAGAGCCUGCUGUACAGAUAUGGAAAGAGCAUUGUGGACGAACAGCUGGUCCUGAAGAAAGUCGCMGACGUGAUCAUCAACUUGUACGCCAUGACAGCUGUCCUGUCCAGAGCCAGCCGUUCCAUCUGCAUCGGCCUCAGAAACCAUGACCAGGAGGU
This is a messenger RNA of Austrofundulus limnaeus, 1820 nucleotides long. It is a transcript of the gene acad9, whose product is annotated as acyl-CoA dehydrogenase family, member 9. Gene Ontology annotation, molecular function: acyl-CoA dehydrogenase activity; flavin adenine dinucleotide binding. The record is from RefSeq and is a predicted model, not a curated record. NCBI's taxonomy places the organism in Eukaryota, Metazoa, Chordata, Actinopteri, Cyprinodontiformes, Rivulidae.